AUGGUUAAUAAGAGAAAUAAUAGAAAGGUAAUCCUAGAUAAAGGAAUCCUACUUAUUUAUAGAUUAGAAUGGAUCAUAAUAGACUUCAUCACCAAACUACCAAUUUUAGACAGAUAUAACAUAAUCAUGGUUAUUAUUAAUAGGCUAACUAAAUACGCCUAUAUGAUUCCGACAACAGAAACUAUUGAUGUAUAA
Molecule: messenger RNA, 195 nt
Organism: Penicillium verhagenii
Lineage: Eukaryota; Fungi; Ascomycota; Eurotiomycetes; Eurotiales; Aspergillaceae
Product: Retrotransposon polyprotein
Exons: 2
Coding region: 1-195 (64 amino acids)
Source: RefSeq, a predicted model, not a curated record